CAGACGACCAGGAGCUUAGUGGCGUAACCGACCCCAAACAAAACCGCGGCAGUGCAGACAUCUCCCAGCGCUGCCGUCCUUCCCUCGACUGCAGUCCGCGAGAGUGGGCGGUGACAGCGAGACCCAAAACCCUGACACCAUCACCGACACCCCGAAAACGACAACAAACCCUCCUUGAAACCGAUCGCAGUGUUCAAUUCUCUCAUCUUUCGCUUUCCGGCAUAACGUAAAGUCAAUCGUUAUCUGCUUGCUCCUUGAAGGCAUCCUCAGGCGGAGAUUAGAUACUACAAGACGUGAGAUAAGGAGGAGGAGGAGGAAGAGUCUGCAAGGACACGAACUACGCAUUGCAUCAGCGGCAUCCGUGUGUGAAGGGUGUGACGGUGGUGGUGGUGGAGGUGGUGGAGGCGGUGGUGGAGGUGGUGGUGGUGGUAUGAAGCAAUGGAGGGCUGGGGAGUGAAGGCACGUGUGAACCCCCUCUCGGUGGUGGUGGUGGUGGCGGUGGUGGCUGCGGCUACGGGCGUCGUCACAGCAAACAGGAACAACGACAGGCUGUACUCAUCCCUGCACGAGCUAACCAACGUCCUGCGGGAGGGCUUCAAUUCAUUAGCCGGGGAGCUGAAGCAGGAGAGGGCCAGCCGAGAUGACUUCGCCCGCGCCCUCAAGACAGAGAUGCUGGAACUUCGAAGAGCUGUGAAGGCCGUGUGUCGCGGGGUGAGGUACUUAGGCACCAGCACCGACGACGUUUGUGUAGACGAGCCCCCUGGCAACUUCGAGCACGUGGUGACGGGGCACGGGACGGGGCACGGGGCGGGGCAUGGGGUGGGGCACGGAGCAGGAUACGGAGCUGGUCAUGCAGGCGGGGCUGGAGGGGGGCGAGGGGGCGGAGGAGUAGCAAGAGGGGGCGGAGGAGGGUCGGAGCCGACGGUGGUACGGGGAAGCAGCCGCCCCACACUGAACGUUCAUGACAAGAGUCGCUCCAGGGACGCAGCGCCGCCGACAGCCCCGCCGCCCCCCGACCCGAUGUCCUGCCCCCCGCCCUACCACCGGACGGGGAGCUACUGCCUCAUGUUGCUGCGCGAGAGGGUCAACUGGGAGGAGGCGAGAGUCCGGUGUCACAGAUUCGCCCAGUCGCGGGGGGCGGUGGGCGAGGGGGACCUGGCCGUGGUGGACGACAUGGACACCUUCAAGACCUUCGUGGCUGACACCGACUUCCGUGAGGCCCCGUCCGGCAUGGCGCUGGUGGGGGGCUCGGCGGACGGGUGGGGCGGCGCGUGGGUGUGGGUGGACGGCUCCCUCAUCAAGCAGCUCCCGUGGCUCUACUCCCAGACGGGCCACGAGGGGACGGUGCUGGCGGUGGACCGGGACGGCAUCUUCCACACCAUCAUCAGGAGGACCUCGCUGUGGCCGCUCUGCCAGAUUAAGUAGACGUUGUUUUGGAGUUUAGCUUGUACUCUACGGUUCUCCUCGCCAAUCUUCUGGCCGUGCACAGGGAUGGGGUCUUCCACAUCAUAAGGAGGGUCUUUGCGGCUGCUCUGCCAAUUAAGUAGCUCCUCGCACACGUCACUUACUCUAUGGUUCUUUUUUUCUCAUCUCCAAUGGGUGGACAGGGACGGAUUCUUCCACGCCAGCACCAGAGAGACUUCCUUUUGGCUGCAGUGUCAGUUCAAGUAGAUCAUCACUAACGUUGCUUUGGGACUUAGCCUUUACUGUAUGGUUCUUCUCUUGUCUUCUUGCGGGGGACAGGGACGAGAUCUUCCACGUUAUUAUAAGAGGGGCUUGACUUCGGGCGCGCUGUCAGUUCAAGUAUCUAACUCAUCAAGGUAUCAAGAACUGCCUCCGUGCGUGGCUUUGCUUUCCUUCUUUAUUGUAUGGAUCUGGGGUCUCCUUUCUUCUUCUUCUUCUUCUUCUUCUUGCAAGCUCGAGAUUAGUCAGUUCGUGUCUCUUCCUUGCUUGCUCUAUUUUUUCCUGUCUAUGGUAUGUCUUUCGUAGUGUUCUGAGUUCGUUUUUAGAUGAAUUUGUUAUUACGAUGUUAUGUUUGCAGACUCUCUCUCUCUCUCUCUCUCUCUCUCUCUCUCUACGUGAUUAUACAAGUCUCUCACUCACUGCCUCGGUUUUCUGUUUGGUCUUAAGUUCUCUCUCUCUCUCUCUCUCUCUCUCUCUCUCUCUCUCUCUCUCUCUCUCUCUCUCUCUCUCUCUCU
Molecule: messenger RNA, 2198 nt
Organism: Eriocheir sinensis (Chinese mitten crab)
Lineage: Eukaryota; Metazoa; Arthropoda; Malacostraca; Decapoda; Varunidae
Exons: 5
Coding region: 439-1425 (328 amino acids)
Source: RefSeq, a predicted model, not a curated record